CUCGUGUUUGUGAACUCGACGUCGGACCACACGACAGCCACUCAUUCAGCAUUGGACCACGCUCACUCGUUCCGUUUGCACCACCCAAACCGCGCCACGUACGCAGCACUGCCACCAAAAUCCAGGAACCGACGACUUCGCCAAUUGCUGGACUGGACUGGACUGGACUGGACUGGAGAAGGCUGUGGCCAAGGCCGCAUUGCUGUGCAGGAACACGGCAUCACAGAAACACGCGCGGGGCCUUUGCAGCGGCAGCACUGCACAAGCAUCGGCAGAGCAGAGCUCGAGAACGACGCUGCAGCUUGCCCGCAGCUGCAUCACCGCAGUGCACCGACUUUCUGCUAAUCAACUGGCGGCCACACGUCCUUGACGGAAGCGUGCACCACCAAACCCGCAUCGCACGUUCGCCACGCCAACCAUACGAAAACACCAUCCGCGCCUGCAUGCGCCGCGCCGCGCCAGCUGCAACGACCCUUACGCCGCACCUGCUCGAAUCCCCGCACGCCUCCGUUGCCUUGCUCGUAACAUGAGUCGACCUUACUACGACCUUGGCCAUGGCGGUGGCAUACCCGACUAUUACGCCUCUGCCUCUGACCACCCCCCGCUGCAGCAGAGUCGCAUACCUCGUCCGCACGAUCGCAUGCGCCAGCAGCCAUCCAUGACCCACCCCAACUAUCCGGCUGCUCAUAACGCUCGUAGUCCACGAAGGCCUCACGAACCUCAGCUUCAGCAAAAUUAUCUCAACUCGAACAGCAACGCAUGGGAGAUCUCUCAGAAUAUGUACGACGGGUCUGCUUACGACUACCAAGAGGUUGAUACUCGCAACGACCAAUGGCCGCUUCCUGCUCAACCUCAUGCAUCUUCUUCGCCUGCGCGCGGAAGCCCGAGACGGCCGCCGCAAAGACCUCAGAGACCCGAUGAGCAACCUCAGCGGCCCCACUAUCCGCAAGCCAUCCUAGACCAGCCACGAAGUCAUUAUGUAGCUUCACCAGCUCGACAGUAUCGCCAACCAGCACCUCCGCCGGCAUCGCAUCAUGGGACUGGUCAAUGGAAUGGCGAAGGCUACAGCUAUGCCGCACCUCCACCAAAUUUCCCACCUCCGAGCAGACCACUGCCUCAGUCGCAGACGCCUUCGUCCAUCCCCACAUACGCAGCACCGCAAGCGCCCCAGCAGGCUGUAUAUGGGCGCGCAAAUCAAAGACCACCGCUUGGGCCGCCGCCGUCUGCACGACGAGGUCCUUCAUCUUACUACCCUCAAGUAGCUCCCGUGAUGCCAAUCGCAGAGGAGACAGACAGCAUGCGAGGAAGCAGUUUACGAACUGGCAGCGUGCACACGGGAGCUCACGACAGCAAGACAUCGUUCGCCAGCAGCAAUGCGAUUCCCAUUGGAAUCUCCCAGCUUCAUCUUGAGCGCGGCCGAGAAGCAGGUCAUCAGCCACUACAGCGCCCAGAUUUGCUAUCAGAAUCCGACGAAGACGAAGACUUUGACGAUUCGCCGACAGAACCGGCCAUCGCUCGAGGAGAGAUCCGAACACCAGACCCACAUCAACAGUAUCGAGAAAAUUCGAGUCCCGAAGUAACAGUCGUUCGGCAAGCCAGUCUUGGCAAGAAGAGCAAACCAACUUUGACUACGGUAACGAGUAGCGACAGAGUUCGCAAAAGCAGCGGAAGUAUAGCCGGUGACCCUAAGAGUGGCAUCGCGAGUCUUCCGAGCCAGCAACCAACAGUACCAGAAACAGUAAGCACUCCCGAAAGGACAGAACGAUCAAGAGCUCUAGCCCAGGAGAGACUUGAGGGACAGACGCGGCCAGGUGCUGCCACCGAACCAAUUCAGAAGGAUAACCAGAUCGCUGCUCCCGCGGUAGCUGUCUCCACUGCGGCAGGCUACAUGCAGCAGCCCGAGUCAAAACCGACCUCCGGAAAGCAGACUCCAGAAGAAGUCUUGCGAUCUGGCACGGGACUUAUCGAUGCUUCUGACUCUUCUGAGUCUGAGGGUAACGAGCUGCGCAGGAAGCGAUCGAAAGAUCUUCUUGGUGCCGAGCUUGCAAAUCAGCUUCAUCCCGUACGCUCACAGCCACGUUCGCCUCUUGCGCCAGCUGUCGAUCCUCGUGUGGAGUCAAUCAUUGGCAGUCUUGAGAAAGGAGGCGCGCUCAGUGCACAGGAAGCCCAAGAGCUUAAGCAGCCCAUGGGCGGACUCUCAGCAGAUCGUGCUGGCAAGCGUCGACCACCGCGCAUUAAUGUGGACGCGGUGCGAGAUGCUGAAGCACGCGGCUCGCUGACCAGCUUACCGGACCUCAUCCGUAGAGCGACGAAACUCGCCUCAAACUUGGAUCGCGGCAAGACCGCAAGUCGGCUGGGUAUGAACUGGCUGGAUGGUGCAGCAGACGGCGAGAAGAGGCGGUCUGGAAGUAUGUCUGACGUCCUUGCCUUCCCGCCACCUGCCCUCGCCACACCACCUGAAUCGCGAAACGGUCGUUGGAGCUCACGCUUUCGUCACUCUCAACUUCCCAGCGAUAGUGACGCUGGUGGAGUAAAGCGGAGGAGAAAAUGCUGCGGCAUGCCGGUCUGGGCGUUUUGGGUACUGAUGGUACUCCUCUUCCUGCUUGUCGCCGCAGCCGUCAUCGUCCCCGUCGUGUUGAUCGUCAUUCCCAAACAGAACGACAACACAUCGACAAAGGUUGGAGCUUGCGAACAGAAAUUGACUUGUAAUAAUGGUGGGACUAAUAUUCUCAGCAGUAGCGGGUACUGUGAGUGUCUCUGUAUCAAUGGGUAUACUGGUCUCACCUGCUCGGUGUUCUCAGAUGCUGGUUGUACACGCACGUCGGUCGGAUCAUCGGACAAUGCGACAGUCGGCGACGCUAUACCAAGAUUAAUCAGCGGAGCCGAGUCCAACUUCAGCAUACCACUCGACGCGCAGGAAUUGCUCGGACUCUUCUCAAGCUCAGACAUGGAUUGCAGUCUCCAAAACAACCUCGUCACAUUCAACAGCAAGAGUCAGAAGCGAGCAUUCCUUGACACACUGCCGGGCUCUGCUUCCCUGAGAGCCAUCAAUCGGAGGCAAGACGGCGACUCGCCGAGCAGCAGCGCUGCCGCGACGAGCCAUGGUAUUGUGUAUGCUUCGGGAACACCCACAGCGACCGCUACAGCGACCUCUACAAGCAGCACUGAUAGCAAGACGCUCGAUUUCGCGAGAGUGGCGGUAUUGUAUAUCUUUCAGUCUUCGCAGGAACUUACUAUUGCCGCGGAUGCGCAAGAAAAUCUACAAGCAUUUCUUCGGACUGGAAGCACCUCCUCGAGCGUCAGCACCAGGGCUGAUAACGUCACGCUAGGGAAUGGCUUCACUGCAGAUUUGACCUCCUACACCAUCAGCGUCGGGAACGGGACGACAGUCGGCGGGACCGGAAACAACGACAGUAGCAGCUGAAACGACUAGCACGCAGCAUCAUCUUCUGCGGCCUGAUCUUUUACCAAGAUGUUGUAAAGCAUCUCAUUUUUCACUUCGAGUGGUCUGCGUUCGAGCGUCAAUUCGACCAGCAAGAUACGGCAUUUGUGUGUACAUUAUUAGCGUUUUGGCACCAGUAAAAGAGGGAGAUGGCAUAGGUGGAGGCGUUUUAAUGCUGGUGCGGCUUGGAAGAUUUGGGAGUGUUGUGUGUGUACAGCUCAUGUUGCAACGCACGUUACGGUCAGGAUAAUGUAUUGAAUGAUACACUGAAGAGUACAUGGAGCUUCACGCAGGGCGAGCUGAAGCUAGUAUGAGUGCGAGAGGAGGGAAGGUGUGAGUCCAUCAGAUGGGGUCGAGCAGAGAUGAAAUGAAUGAAUGGAAACAGUUCCG
This is a messenger RNA of Pseudocercospora fijiensis CIRAD86, 3832 nucleotides long. RefSeq lists its product as uncharacterized. The transcript has a single exon. Bases 527 to 3424 code for a protein of 965 amino acids. The record is from RefSeq and is a predicted model, not a curated record. NCBI's taxonomy places the organism in Eukaryota, Fungi, Ascomycota, Dothideomycetes, Mycosphaerellales, Mycosphaerellaceae.